AUGGACCGAUUUGCGUAUCUCCUCAUCGAAAGGGGCCUCGUUCAGAGUUUCGUCGUGCCGCUUCUCGCCAGCAUCUUCAUCUUAUACAGUCUGAGGCUUCUUCGCGAGUCAACAAACAAGAUACCCCUAGUAGGGAGGGAGCUAGGCAAUACGGAUAAACGCAGACGGGCUUUCAUCGAAAAUGCUCGGGAAAUUUAUAAGAAUGGUUAUAGGGAGUUCAAAAAUAGAGCCUGGAGAGUGACAGGCACUGAUGGCGAUAGGAUCAUUCUGCCUCGUCACCUGAUACACGAAACGAGACACAUGCCCGACAGUCACUUCAACCUUACCAAGGCUUUUGAGAAGGUCAUGGUUGCCAAGUAUACAGGUAUCGGAGGCAACCAGGUCCAUACCGAUUUCCUAGCCCAUGUUGUUCGCGGCGACCUAACCCGCUCUCUCAACCGUAUCAAUUAUCGCUUAAAUGAAGCAAGCGCCAAAACGGUACUUAGUGAACUGGGAUCUUGUGAGGAAUGGACCCCUGUCGUUGUUUACCAAAAGCUUCUUCGUAUUGUUGCGAUCAUUUCUGGCAAUAUAUUCCUAGGCCCUGAUCUGUGCCAGUCGGAUGACUGGAUCAAUCCUGCUAUCAACUACACGGUAAAUGUGAUUGGUUCAAUGAACAAAUUAAAGGAGUGGAAGCCAUGGUUGCGCCCUAUAGGCCAGCACUUUAUUACUGAGAUUCGAACUUUUAAUGAACAGAAGAAAAAGGCUAGAACGUGGUUAGCGCCUGUUAUUGCAGCAAGACGGCAGUUGAUGGAAGAUGGCGAGGAAUUACCGGAUGACGUGCUACAGUGGAUGAUGAACAAGGGAGCGGACUUCAAUAUUAGCGACGACGAACUGUCCCUUGUCCAAUUGAACUUGAGCCUUGCAGCGAUCCAUACCACCACAUUCACGACCACCAUGAUUUUAUACGAUCUUGCCGUCCGGCCCGAACUUGUACAAGAGCUUCGAGAUGAAAUCCGGACCGUGCUCGCUGCAAAUAAUGACAUCUUCACUACCCGAGCGCUUUUUCAAAUGAAACUGCUCGACAGCACUAUGAAGGAGUCGCAAAGGAUUAACCCUGGAAAUCUGGUCCGAUUCGUGCGCUAUGUUAAUCAACCAGUAACGCUGAGCGAUGGCACGCAUCUGUCACCUGGUUCCAUGAUUGAAGCUCCAUACGGAGAGAUUGCCGCAGAUCCUGAGCUUUAUACUAAUCCAGAAACAUUCGAUGCCCACCGUUUCGUGAAUCUGCGCAACGGGCUUACUAUGGAUCCUUUGCUGUACAAAAACAAAGAACAGUACCAGUUCGUUACCACCACGAAGGAUUUCAUGCACUUAGGAUAUGGACGUCACUCAUGUCCCGGUCGUUUCUUCGCUGCCAACGAGAUCAAGAUUGUCUUGGCCCGGAUACUCUUAGGAUACGAUAUUAAGAUGCCGGACGGAGUGACGGAACGUUAUCCUAACAUUGAUGUAGGGCUUGACUCAAUGCCGGAUUCGACAAAGGAGAUUUUCCUCAGGAGAGCCAAGGUUGCCGCUUGA
Molecule: messenger RNA, 1551 nt
Organism: Neoarthrinium moseri
Lineage: Eukaryota; Fungi; Ascomycota; Sordariomycetes; Amphisphaeriales; Apiosporaceae
Exons: 8
Coding region: 1-1551 (516 amino acids)
Molecular function (GO): heme binding; oxidoreductase activity, acting on paired donors, with incorporation or reduction of molecular oxygen; iron ion binding
Source: RefSeq, a predicted model, not a curated record